AAGCAAAAGGAGUCCAACCGAACGUAUACGGACACAGGCAGCAGCAGACAGGACAGGAUAGACGAGACCGAAGAAGUAAAACCAGCCACUAGCCAGAGCUGACGGUCGCGAUUUUCGUUGCUCCGCCGUGCUGUGAAUUUCAAGUCGGAAAAUCUCGCCCAAAAGUGUCACGUUCGCGUUCAGGUGUACCGAAAAGUGGUUCCGGUGGGUGCAGUGUUGCCCUUGCGCAAGAAAUAACGUUCUUUCGCGUUCGAUAGUGACGAAAAAAUUGACCCGAAAAGUGUGCCCUUUGUUUGGUCGGUCCCAGUCUCCGACGACGACCAUUGAAAACCAUUAUUUCCGAAGUAGUCGUACAGUCGUUGAUGGAAGCAGAAUAAACGGAAUGGAAGGUGGAAAAGGAAGAAGCAGAAAGUCGCUCACCACAUCACCUUAAUUUCUACCGUUCGUUCGUUCGUUGAUCGCUGAUCGUCGUCGUGUGCUAUGCUUAUGCUGCCCGUUGAGGGCACGAAGCAACUAACGAAGAGUUCCCCUCGUGUGUAUUUCGGUGGGCCAACCAAAGAGUGCAAUUGUCGUGAGUACCCGUGCUAGUGUUAAUGUAAUCCUCGUUGGUCAGUCGGCAAAACGGUGAGAAGCGAAAGCAUCAGUCAGCAGCCACCAAAGAAGAGUGUUUAUGCGUUUGUGUACCAUCGUCUCUGCAGUUCGCUUCUUCACAACAUAGUUGUGUAUCUUUGUUGGGAAAGCGCUGGCAAGUGUUGCCAACGAGCACGUCAAUACACAGGGAAUAUUAGCAGUGAUGAUGGUGAUGAUCUAAAUGGUGGCCGUUGUUGAUUCCACGAAUAUCUACACGUACGGUGAACGGUCGCUUUACGGCACAAGGUGCUAGAAGAAGAGAAGAAACCCAGAAAAGAAUUCAGUGUGCAUAGUUCUGCUAGGCGAGUUCAUAUUCGGGAGAUUGAAGCUGUGUUGGAGAAAAAGAUCUGUGCGCUGCUGGACCCCAACGCCGCUGUCGUAGUGUGUAUAGCAUGUAGGAUACUGGGGGAGCACCAACAAAAAAAAAGUGAGUGAGAUUCCCGUUAGGUCGGUCGGUUGGUUGGUGCCAUCGUCGUCGUGUCGGUCCUCGCAGUGCUCAAGCGAGUGUCGGGUUUGCCCUUUGGCUGCCAUUCUUCUGCCGCGCGCGCCGUGAGCCACGAGUGAGUGUGCGGAGUGUGGAGUCUCGACGGAGUAUGGGGAUCUGACGAGAACUGAAACCACUACCACAAUACGGAGCGCGGACAGAAGACCCGUUCCGAUCCGCGCGAGGUCUCGACUUGGUUUAUGUUCCUUCCGAAGACACAGGCAGCCACGAGUGAUUCACUGAGUGAGUGAGUGGUGCGCAGCAUAGAGCAUAGAGAGAGAGAGAGAGAGCAUAAAAGUGAUGGAUUAACACAUAAAAGGUGCUAAAAAAUUCUCGGAAAACUUGGUACAGGUUUUCCUCUCAUGCUUGCACACGACCCGUGGUGAAAGAGAAAACCGUGGUCCCAACCGUUGUUGGCGUGUCAACAUUGUCAAAAACCUCGGAACCGAAGUGAAAUUAGCGUCGUUUAGCGUCGGUGGCGGCGACCGUAAGAAGAAAGGAACACCCCCAAGGCCAAGAAGGUGGGAACAGAAGGAAGGAAGCUAGAAGUAUAAGAGUACACCGCCAAGAAGAGGAUGAUGGAUUGUUGAAGGUGUGAAAGGAUGUUGAAGAUUUCCCCCGCGGCCGCCUUUAGCGGGGAUCCAUCAUAAAGAAAGGAUCACCGGUUCAUUACCUGGGACACCGCUAGGGUUGUCCCUCCUCGGUCGUAUCGUGUCGUGUUUGAAAUGGAUGGCCAGUUUUGUUGGGGCAGUGUUUUGUGAGUGUGUGUGAUUGUGACACUCACGACGACGGCCAAGGAUUGUGAGUGAAAAGUGGCUACCAUAGCAGUAACAGUGAAUGAAACAGCGAAAUAGCGGCGCGAAAGGCAGGAGAAAAUGAUAGUACUCUACUACUCGCCUAGUUGCGCUACCUAUACCAGCAGUGUGUAUAUGCAGAUGUGAAUUAACCCCCCAGAAGAAAGUUGAAUUUUGUUGUUGCCGAUUCCGUUGUUAUUGGUGCUAUAACAGAGAAGAAGCACUGUGCUGAGAUUGGGUGUACAACACACCGUGCCGAGAUUGCUAGCUUGACUAGCUCAUGCCUUUCCCCCCUUUUUGGGCAACCUCGGGAAGGAAAUAUUCGAGUGUUAUAAUACUUUAGGUACCAUAGCCAACAUUGUCGAAGAGAAGGUGGCGACACCCCCUCGUUCUCAAGAACACGUUCGCGCGCGCGUUGGUGAAAUUAUGUAAUCCUUCGGCACGGAUUCUGAUUCCGUGAUUGAUGAGCUGCCCGCUCCUGGUCUAAUGUUCCUUCGUCGUCAGCAACGGCACCAGUAAAAGUAGUAGCUGAGAGUAGCAGCACUAGGAGGUUCCCAGAGUAGUGUCGACGACGACGACGCGAUGGAGAUUCAACGAUCGAAGCAGAUAAUUCGCAAUCACCGGAACAGCAUGCAGAGGGUCCACUCGAUUCCGAAUAAUUGGAUUAGCAGCAGCAGCAGCACUGAGUGUGAAUGAUAUGCACCAGCAAUCGUUAAAAUCCAUCGCCAGAAAACGCAGCAGAAGAAAACGAAAAAGCAGAACCUAGCCAUGCAAACGAGGAGGUCCUGCCGAAUGGACACCGCCACCACCACCAUGGACAUCAUGGCCGAAACCAGAAGUAGCCGAAGUUGUUUGAGGCGCCGGAGGAGGAAGUUCCGGGCAUCGGAGGCCAACUGUUCCAACUGGAGGAGCGUUUGGAGCAGUGUGGCGUUAUUGCUCAUGACGCUCCCGACGCUCAACUUUGCCAUAGCGCCCAAGUACGAGACGGCGUACGCAUGCGAGGGGAAGACGCUUAUGAUCGAGUGCGAAAAUGGCGAUAUGAUCAAUUUGAUUCGCGCCAAUUAUGGGCGGUUUUCUAUCACCAUCUGUAACGACCACGGAAACGUGGACUGGAGCGUCAACUGUAUGUCGCCGAAGAGUUUAAGGGUGCUGCACUCGAAAUGCGCUCAGAAGCAGAACUGUUCCGUGUUGGCGUCGACAAACAUGUUCGGGGAUCCGUGUCCUGGGACGCACAAGUAUCUGGAGGCUCACUACCAGUGCGUUUCGGCAGCUCAGUCGUCUACGACGACCAACAGGCCCAGUCCACCGUGGUUGAAGACCUCGCAGCCGAUAGUGUGGAGUACGUCGACAGUGCGGAAUCCGGUGUUGAGUAAGUUGAACUUUUCCGAUCCGCUGGCGGGUUUCGGGGUAACGUCUUCGGUGACGAGCAGCAGUAUCGGAACAACGGCAGUCGGGAAGGUGAAACCGACGACGCCUUACAAGCAGCAGACAUUGAUGGUGAACCAACAGUCGCCGCCGUCGUUUCGCAACAAGGGAUUCGACAACAAGAGCGUGAACGAUGAUUUGGCAAUUAUUAAGACAAUUAGUGGUGAUGGGGCGAAACGGGGGAAGGGUGAAAGUGCCCCGGAAGAUGAUGAAGACUUUGGUGAAGAUGAAGACUAUUUUCCGACGCAAACGGCAGUAUUAUCCAACGCUAAUAGAGAUAGGGAUAGCAGCGGAAGUGAUGGUAGCAAAAGCUACGACGAAAGCAAUGUUUCAUUAGGUGGAAACCAUCCUAGCAGUAAGAAGAAUGAUGAUAAUCACAGCGAUAGCAGCAGUAGUAGUAACAACUAUAAUAGUGGUAGUAAUAGUAAUAGCAUUAGUGGAAAUAGCAGCAGCAGCGGUGUUGUGAAUAAUGUGCUAGAUGUGAGUCACGCGUGUGGUCCAACGACAGCGCGGAAUCUGUUCUGGAAUGUGACUCGCGUCGGGGAGGCGAAUGUGCAGCCCUGUCCCGGUGGGGCCACCGGCAUUGCCAAAUGGCGAUGCGUAGCAAUAGGAUCGCUGACGCCCGAGCAGCGGAUGCACUUGCAGCAACAAUCAUUACUAGAUGAUAAUAACAAAAGUGAUAUUAGUUUUAAUAGUAACCUUAGCGGUAGGAAUGGUGGUGCGGCAGGAUCGAAUAAUGGUGGUGCGGUGGCCACGUGGUACUCAUAUCAGCCGGAUCUGACGCAGUGUCGAUCGCUGUGGCUCAACAAUCUGGAGAUCCGGGUCAACCAGCAGGACUCGUCGCUGAUUUCGAUUGCCAACGACCUGUCGCAGGUGACGAGCAGCAAAACGCUGUACGGAGGAGAUAUGCUAGUCGCAACGAAAAUCAUGCAAACCAUGUCGCAGAAGAUGCAUUUCGAUAUCGAAACCCUGCCCGACCAGCGACAGCGGGAAGCGUUGGUGUAUGAAUUGUUGAAUAGUGUAGUAAAAACUGGAAGCAAUCUGUUGGAUCAGUCCCAACAUGCCAGCUGGCUGGAUUUGAGUGUGGAGGAUCAGAUGCGAGUAGCGACGUCGUUGCUGACCGGGUUGGAGGAUAAUGCGUUCCUACUGGCUGAUACCAUCCUUCGGGAGCGGCACGUGGUACAGAAGGUGAAGAACAUCCUGCUCUCGAUACGAGUCUUGGAGACGCGUAACUUCGUCAAGAAUGAAGUUUUUCCGGAUUCGAGCCAAGAACGGUGGCAGGUUAGUAACGAUCAAAUUGAAUUGCCCAAAGCGGCACUGAUAGAGAACAGCGAAGGUGGCCUGGUGAGGAUAGUAUUUGUGGCAUUCGAUCGGCUGGAGCAAAUCCUAAGGCCACAAUCAUCCAACAUCCAGCAGCCACGUGUUGAUCAGAACAAAUUAGAACAGGACGAUUCAAGCUCGACUAAGAAUGAAGCGUCUGCAGCGCCUCGACAGCGAUUGCUCAACAGUAAAGUCAUUUCUGCUAGUCUGGGCAAAGGGCGCCACAUACAACUUUCGCAGCCAAUACGCAUGAUUCUGAAGCAUCUGAGAACGAAAAACGUUUCCAAUCCAACGUGUGUCUUUUGGAAUUACAUCGACCAUGCAUGGUCCGAGGAUGGAUGCUACGUGGAAUACACGAACGCCACUCACACCGUUUGCAUGUGCAACCAUUUGACUAACUUUGCUCUGCUAAUCGACGCCAUUGACGAGACGCAACUCUCGCUCCUAUCCAUCAUCGAUGACGAUAUCAAAAUCCUCAUCUACAUCAGCAUAGCCAUCUGUAUCGUGAUAGUCAUAAUCGCUCUGUUUGCGCUGAAGCUCUUCAACGGAGUGUUCUCCAAGGUUCGCCGACGGAAUCACCAGAUGGCCAAUAAUGCUGCAGCGGAUUUGCAUCUACCGAACCACCUGCAGCACCACGGUCUGAUCGGUGCUGGUGGUGAUUUGGAUGUCAGCAUCCACCCACAUCAGCAGUAUAACGCCUCGGCAGCGGCCGGUCUGAUGUCCGGACCGGAUGGUGGUCAUCUAAUGCGUCCCGGCAUUGGUCACAAUCAUCACAACAACAAUAACCUUGUUACGACUACGUUCAACAAUCUGGGCGCUGGGGUCGGUGGACCAGGCCUCGGAGGCUACGAAACGACUCCGCACCAUCGCCUGGCCGCGCAGGAGCGUAUCAAUAACAAUCAAAUCAGCAGCCGCAGCAAACUACUGUUACUACCUUACAAACCACAUCAUCAGCAUCUAUAAUCGCAACCGCCGGUGGUGGUCACCAUGGGCCAAUCGGCGGGGGCGGUGGUGCUAGCAUAGGUGGUGGCAGUAGUAGCAGCAGUGGUGCCGAGAUGGCCGUGUACAAUCUAACCGAAACGGGAACGGCCACGUCCACGUCGUCCAGUGCGGCGGCUAUCAGUGCCAGUAGCAUACCGCUGCUGCAUCACCACCAUCACCACCAUUUGCAUCAUCAUCUGCAUCAGCACCAGCAUCACCAUCUGGCUGGCGGUGGAGGUGGUGGUGGGGGUGGGGUCAUCGGAAUCGGUGACGUUGUCGGAGUUGCCGGUGGUAGAGGCAGCAUCAGUGGCGUUAGCAUCGGAAGUAGCGGUAAGCGGAAUCUGUAGCGAGAAACGUGUGCUAGGAUAACUACAUAUGCUAGGUGUUGUAUAUGAAAAAGGACGAAUUUUUAUUUCGACCCUGUUGGUUUAGUAAUUGUACA
Aedes aegypti (yellow fever mosquito) is the source of this 6076-nucleotide messenger RNA. It is a transcript of the gene Cirl, whose product is annotated as latrophilin Cirl. The coding region runs from base 2677 to 5616 and encodes 979 amino acids. Gene Ontology annotation, cellular component: membrane. The record is from RefSeq and is a predicted model, not a curated record. Lineage: Eukaryota; Metazoa; Arthropoda; Insecta; Diptera; Culicidae. The transcript has 4 exons. Gene Ontology annotation, molecular function: carbohydrate binding; G protein-coupled receptor activity.